GGAUCCAUUGUUCUGACAACAGCGAAGACACAAGGACUUGGGUCGAUCCAGACAUAGCCAUGGCUCUGAAAAUAUCCUUCCCUGUGCUCCUGCUGUCCCUCAUCCUGCUGGGGGCUUGGCUGGCUCUGGCCAGUGGGCAGCUGUGGAACGAGAAGAAUGACAAAUUCCUGCUGAAGCACUGGAAUUACCCCAGGAGCGAGGACUCCAAUGGCACCUACUGCGACACUAUGAUGCAGCACCGGGAGAUGUACGGCCAGGAGGCCAACACCUUCAUCCAUGCACCCAUAGGAUCCAUCAAUGGCAUCUGCAACCUGGGUGGGACGCCCGGGAAGCCAAAUGAACGCCACAGCGUCGCUCCCUUCGACAUCACCGUCUGCGCCUUUAACUCGACGAGCCGCACCUACGCCGGGACACGCUAUGUCCGCAGAAUUGUCCUCGCCUGCUGGAAAGGGCUCCCCAUAGACUAUGUGAGGCACAUAUAG
Molecule: messenger RNA, 482 nt
Organism: Malaclemys terrapin pileata
Lineage: Eukaryota; Metazoa; Chordata; Testudines; Emydidae
Product: ribonuclease-like
Exons: 2
Coding region: 60-482 (140 amino acids)
Molecular function (GO): nucleic acid binding
Source: RefSeq, a predicted model, not a curated record